AUGAAGGUACGAGGUUUUAUUAAGCGUUGCCCUGUGAUAAUUCUGUUAGAUUCUGGCAGUUCCCAUAAUUUCAUUGAUGCUACUUUCGUCAAGCUAUUGGGUUGGCACCUCGAUCCUUUUAACGUAUUUGAUGUGAUGAUCGCGAAUGGGGGAAAAUUGUCUAGUAAAGGGUGUUGCCCUAAUGUUUCUCUUAAGAUUCAAGAAUGUGCAUACACCACAGAUUUAUUUGCCAUUCCUUUUGGUGGGUGUGAUGUGGUCUUAGGUGCUCAAAAGCUCAUUACUCUUGGUCCGAUCUUAUGGGAUUUCAAGAAUCAUCGAAUGGAGUUCACUGUGGGAGACCAAAGUUUUUGUCUUUCCAAUACUAAGCCUCAGACGAAUGAUGGCGAAUAG
Prunus armeniaca (apricot) is the source of this 390-nucleotide messenger RNA. The record is from the annotation of a GenBank genome assembly. Lineage: Eukaryota; Viridiplantae; Streptophyta; Magnoliopsida; Rosales; Rosaceae.